UCUCCUCAUGGGUGGAGUAACUCGUCAUGGUCACAGAGAGGAGCGUGAGGCAGAAGCCACUUGCAGAGUGUGAGGAGCUAAAGACGGAGAGAGCAACUUACAGUACACACAGUCACACACACACAGCAGGCUGUGAGCUGGGAGCAGGGAUGGUAGCGGAGGAGAUUGUGGUCUCCCUCUCAGGAGGUUCCCCAUGGGGCUUCAGACUGCAGGGAGGAGCAGAACAGCAAAAACCUCUACAGGUGGCCAAGGUGCGCAGGCGCAGCAAAGCGUGCAGAGCAGGACUGAAGGAGCAUGACGAGCUGGUUGCCAUUGGCGACCACAUGUGUGCAGAGCUCAGUCAUGCUCAGGCCAUGAACCUCAUAGACACAGAGAGCGCUACACUCCACCUGAGGGUUAAAAGGGCCCCUCCCGGGUUCCACUCCUCAUCUUACUCCGCAUCGCCCCGCUCCUCCACGAGGGUCCAGUCUCCCCCCACGGGCCCCUUGCCCUCCCACUGUUCCUCCAUCCUCUCCCCCACCGGGGCACCCAGGGGCAUCACUUCCCCCCCAGACAGCGAGGCCUACUAUGGAGAGACAGACAGUGAUGCAGACACGCAGUCAGUCACGCACCGUCGCCAACGCCGCACACCUCCUCACGCACGCUCACCUGCACGCUAUGACAACCAAGAAGAGGAGGAGACCUCUGAGAUGAGCGGCUAUGAGAGCGCCACAGAUUUAGGGGUUUCCAUACCGGGGCAGUGGGAUGGUCAGAGUCUUGUUGGCGUCCCUCGCAGAGAGCUCAUCUACCAGCCACCCCAGACCGAGUGGACCACCCCAACACACACCCCACACACUCUGACCCCUCACACACUCACCCCGACGCCUGAUCAGGGGUUGAUGGAAGCGGAGGGAGAAGGAGACAGCGGCUUCCAGGAGGCGGGGGGCUGCAUCGGGCUGGCCUGUCCACCGCUAGUGUCUCCUGAGCGAGCAAAAGAGGCUCUGAUGUUGGGGUCUGGAAAACAUCUGGUGCCAAUGGUGGGACCACAGCAGACCCCCGUCAGUGACGAGCUCUCCACCACCUACAAAGACAAAGCACGGCAAGCCAAGUUGCAGCGUGGGGAGAGCGUGGUGGAGAAACAGGUGAAGGAAGCUCGCACUAAAUGCCGCUCUAUCGCCUCAUUGCUGACUGAUGCUCCCAACCCCAACUCGAAGGGGGUGCUUAUGUUCAAGAAACGCCGGCAGAGGGCCAAGAAGUACACCUUGACCUGCUUCGGCAAAGCUGAGGGAGACAGAGGAGGGGAAACAGAAGGAGACACAGGAGGGGAGACAGAGGAGGAAGGAGGGAGCUCCAUUUUGAGCGGAUCAGAAGUUGACGAAGAGGGAUUUUCAGCAUCGUUUGACCCCACUUGGGAUACUGGUUAUCUAGACCUGCUGGACAGGAGAAGCUCCGCCUGCCCGUCAACCACACCAACAACACCAACAACGCCGACAACUAAUCACAACUUGGGGUUGGACAUCUCAGCCUUUCAGUCACCAGGACUUUUUGCCAAUCAAAUCCCCGGAUUGGAGGUCUCAAGGCCAGAGAACUCGGCCUAUCAGGGCUCAAGGCUGGAGAGCAGCGUCACAAAGCAGCCAAUCAGUAAUCAGCCUGCACACAUGUGUCCUCCAGCUGUGGCUCUGACCAACGGGGGUUCAGUAGCUGUGAGUCGGGCUAGUGUUGUUCUGAGCCCGCCGUCUCAGACACCGCUUUCAAGUCAAAAUGGGCAACAAGGCAUCGCUAACCCUAACCCUACCCCUAACCCUGACCCUAGUCCAGGCCAAAUCGCAGACUCAGAUCAUCACCUGAAUCCAGGCGUUCUGAACCGCACUGCUCGCCCCUUCACGCCAGGCCCUGCCCCUCCUCGUGCAACCGUAACCUCUGUAAUGUUUCGCCCUCCCCAACCCAGACCUGUGGCAGCUGUCUCCAUGGUGACUAUCCAACCUACUCGCCAUCCAUCAGGGCCAGAUGCAAGGAAAGCGGUGUCUAGCACCUCUCUGUACAUCCCUCCAAGGAAUAACUACAGCAACACUCCAUCUGUAAACUCGCCUCCCUCCUCUCUCUCUUCUGCGCCUCUUUCCCAGACUGCCACAAAUGUGCAAACAUUUUCCCCUCAACCCGCAGUGUAUGCUUCCCCUUCUGCCGUAUUUUCCCCUCCAGCUCCGCAGCAAUUUCCCUCUCCUCCCUCUCUAGCUUAUCCACCUCCAUCCACCUGUAUUCCUGCUUCUCCCAUCUCACCACCACAUCCCCCUGAUCUGACUAAAGCUUCCAUCCAUGCUCAGCCCGCUCCUCCUCCUCCUCCUCCCACCCAACCUCCUCCAUCCCCACCUGUCCAACCCUAUAUCAACAUGACAGGUGCCGUGACCCCUGGCUCCAAUGCUUCCAUGGCAACACCUCUGCAAGCUCCUGAUUCUCUGGCAACACGUGAGGAGCGUAUCUCUGUCCCUGCUGCUCGCACCGGCAUCCUGCACGACGCCCGUCGUCGUAGCAACAAGAAGCCGAUGUUCUGUUCAGUUCAGAAUAAAGAUGUUUCUCCAAACCCGGACCUGCUGUCAAUGGUCCAGAACAUGGACGACCACUUUGGGAGAGCUACAGGUGCCGAACCCGGAGCUGCGCCCAAUGCGGAGACUGGGCAUGAGUCAGGGCCUGAGGAGGACUGGCUGAGGUUAGGGGCGGAGGCGUGCAACUUUAUGCAAGCUCAGCGGAGACCCAGGCCACCUCCUGUCGCUCCCAAACCCCAAACCCCUCAGGUACCACAGCUGGCGGGGAAAGGAGGUGAGCUGUUUGCUCGCAGGCAGAAUCGAAUGGAUCGGUACGUUGUGGAGAGAUCUCCCUCUGUCGCCGCAGCACCUUACUCUCCAGCCCAGACGAGAGAGCCCUCGCCCACGCCUUCUCUUCCUGCCACCUGGAAGUACUCGUCAAACAUCCGUGCUCCUCCGCCCAUCAGCUACAACCCCCUUCUGUCUCCCUCCUGCCCUCUGAAGGCUCAGAAGAAGCCUGAGGUGUCAAAGACAAAGUCUGGGCCUAAAGGUCAGAAAGCCGGCCUCAAGUCUGUAGACGUCAUGAGCCACCAGCCAUACCAACUCAACUCAUCUCUGUUCAGCUACGGGGGCGGGGUUCCCCAGCACACUUCAACCUAUCAGCAGCAGGGAGGAAUGACAAGUGGUCCCCAGAAGACAGCACGAGUGUAUGAGGUGAAGCGCUUCUCCACGCCGCCGCCGACAUCCACAGGGCCCGCACUCAAAGUGAUUGUGCCACGAUCUGCUACGACACUCGGAGAACCACUGUGGCGCUCUGAUGUCACAUCUCCUCCACCUACAGGUGCCCCCGCCCCCUACCAGCCAUAUCAGCCUCAACCAUACCAACCUCAGUGGGCCACCUCCCCUCUGACUUCCCCACCUCCCCCUGCUCCUACUGCUCCACUCCCUCAGCUCCCCACCUUCUCUGCUGCUCCAAAUCAAGUCCAGUCUCCCACUUACUCCCACCCUCCACCCUCCAACACCAACAGGCAGUUUAAGAGCGCCCCAGAUCUAAGUCCCAUCGGCCACACUGGUGCCCCUCAGCCGGCAUCCAGCACCACUCAACUGAGCAGGGUCCCAAGGCCAAGGUUCAGCACCUCCAACCUGGGUCUGCAGCCUUGUGUCUGGCGUCCUGGAUCCACGACGCACUGAGCACACUCCUGCCUGGACAUAAUAAACCAGUGCUCUACGGGGACAUAGAGCAACAUUUUUUAAAUGUGUUUUUAGUAUCGUCAUAUUGUUUUUCAGAUUCACAGCUUGAGGUUUUACCAGCCACGUUUUAUCACGAGUUUGUGGCACAUUUUCUCACUUACAUUUUAUUUUGUUGACUCAUUCAUUUUUUAGUUGGAGUUGGAGGGAACACUGUUUAGCAAAGUAAAUCUAUUGUGGAAACAUGAGAAAAGUUUCUUUUUUAAAAAAUGGGGAUCAACGGCAGAUUGAAAAGACAGAAAGAGAUGCUUGGGGAAACAAAGUUGUGUAAAUAUUGAAUUGAAUGAUGAAUUAAGUUUAAAAACAAAAAAAGAGAAUAGAGGAUGUGGAAAGACAAGAGUGUUAAAGAGUGAGAAAGAUGAAGUUGAGGAUGAGAAAAAGAUGAAAAUGGAAGCACAGGAGGCUCUGAUACAGUGACAUAACACAAUCAUUGGGCUUUAUUAACGACUAUGUGGGUAGAAACGUCCUUACUUUGUGCACAAAAUGAGUAUGUCCACAAAAUAACUGUUGGAUUCUUGACAUGAUCUUACUACCGUGCAUAUGUUAGUAAAUCAGAAUAAUUCUAUAUCAACAGGCGCAUGCUUGUUAUUUGCAGUCGGCAUACUACCACUAUGUGCCAAACAGCAUCGGAGAAACACUGAUUUGAAUUGCAAAACUGUUUUUUUCAGUGUUUUUACCAUUUUUAACUAUACAGUCUAUUUGUUUUGUAGAGGAAGAGACCUCGGCUCAUGGUAAAAGACCUCCUGAGCAAAGAACACUAAAGGAACUCUGAAAAGUUGAAGUUUCAGCUGGUUGCAAUCUACAAACCUCACCACUAGAUGUCCCUAAAUGCCCCUCAAUUUUACACACUGUUUAUUGAAUACACUCAGCACAAUAGUUUUAAAUGGUGUUUAUAAAGCCAUUUCAAAUGAAUAUUGUUUUAAUAUGCUAUGCAUUUAAUAAAAAGCUGUGUUGAUAUUUUUCAAGACAGCCAGGCCACCAUCAUUUGUGUAUAGGCUUGGUCUGAAAUUUGUCCACAUUAUUCAAACAAAUUCAGGCGAGAAAAUAUUGAUGAAUUCUGGAUUUAAGUGUAAAGAGUUCGUACACACAGUGUAAGCACAGAUUUGUGUGUAUGCAUCAUUUUUGAAUGAGGUCAAGUGUCUGUGUAGAAGUGUAGAAGGUGCAGAUUUGCCUUCACAAUCUGUAAACAUCCUACAGUACCUGUUGCCAUCAAGCAUGAUCAUAUCAGAAAAGUUGCUUUACUAAAAUAUUUGAAGUUGCUAUUAGCACUGUAAUUCCUCCUCUGUGAUAUAUAUAUAUUCUAAGGAUUUCUGUUUGAUGAUUUAGUCUUUUUUUAGUUGCACUCUGCAGCAGUGUGUGCUUUGUUUUCUGUAGUUUAGGGCAAAGAGCACAGCUGCCGUGAAGAAGGGAAGUCUUUUAACAGUAGCCUUGAUUUCCGAUCUGUUGAUACGAAACAAGAGAUGUAUAACAUGUCUGUUUAGCUGUUUUCCACGGAGACAUGCGGCUGAAUAAAAAUAGACAUGAGUCACCUCA
Plectropomus leopardus (leopard coralgrouper) is the source of this 5279-nucleotide messenger RNA. RefSeq names its product synaptopodin 2-like protein. Gene Ontology annotation, biological process: positive regulation of actin filament bundle assembly. The record is from RefSeq and is a predicted model, not a curated record. Gene Ontology annotation, cellular component: Z disc; actin cytoskeleton; nucleus. Gene Ontology annotation, molecular function: actin binding. Lineage: Eukaryota; Metazoa; Chordata; Actinopteri; Perciformes; Serranidae.